Monoraphidium neglectum is the source of this 1323-nucleotide messenger RNA. RefSeq names its product O-methyltransferase family protein. The record is from RefSeq and is a predicted model, not a curated record. The transcript has 8 exons. NCBI's taxonomy places the organism in Eukaryota, Viridiplantae, Chlorophyta, Chlorophyceae, Sphaeropleales, Selenastraceae. Gene Ontology annotation, molecular function: O-methyltransferase activity. The coding region runs from base 1 to 1323 and encodes 440 amino acids.
AUGGACCACAUCGCCACGGCGAUCCUGCUGGCGCUGGCCGCCCUCGGCGCCGGCGCGCUGCUGCUGGGGGCCCUAGCCCUCGUCUGCGUCCUCGUGUCACGCCCGUGGGACCCCCGGUUCCGUUCGUACGGCGCAGUGGCGGCGCUACCGUUCCCGGCGUUCCGCGUCAUCUGCUCGUUCUUCGGCGCGUGCGAGCGGCUGGCGGCGAUGAAGCCCGGGCCGUUCAGGGUGGCCGAGGUCACCGGGCUCUACGUGCAGUCUCAGGUCGGCGCUGGGCUGCUGGGGGAUGCGUUUGCGCUCAACGCAGUGUCCGCCUGCCUCCUGCCCGACCACCCUGCCGGGAUGGGCGAUUUUGUCGCGCUGUUCAAAGACCACUAUGAUGGCCUGGCACACCUUAGCGAGGGCUUGCGGCGCGGCGUUGUGCCUUUCAAGCUGACGGAGCUUUCCAAGGGCCGCAGCUUCUUCGACGUUGUCGCGGACAGCGAGCGCCACGCCAAGACCUUUGACGGCGCAAUGCGGCAGGUGGACAACAUCAGCGGCGGCUCCAUCCUCCGCGCCUACCCCUGGAGAAGGUUUGACCAUGUGGUUGACGUGGCGGGUGGCAACGGCCAGUUCCUUGCGCGCCUGCUGGCCGCGCACCCCAAGCUGCGCGGCACGCUGUUCGACCUCGCGCCGCAGGUGGAGCGCGGGAAGCAGUGGUGGCGGGAGCAGCACGCGGCGCUGCUGCCAAGGGCGUCGUUCGCCGCAGGUGACAUGUUUGACCCGUCCACGCUCCCGGCGGGCGCAGCGGCGGGCGACGGGGCAAAGGUCGCGUACGUGCUGCGCAAUAUCCUGCAUGAUUGGGAUGACAAGAGCUGCCUGGCGAUCCUCGGGGCGAUCAGGGAGCAUAUAGAAAUCGUCGGUGGCGGCGGUGGCGACGUCAGCCAGGCGGACGGCGCACCCGUGCAAUCGCAGCAGGAGGAGCGGCAGCAGAAUGGCCGACGGGUGGAGGCCGAAGCCAAGGGGCGGCAGGCUGCGGGCAGGUCAGAGAAAGACGGUGCGGCCGCCACCAGCUGCUCGGUUCGCAGCGAGAAGCGGCGCCGGCGCGGGUCGCCGCCUGCCGCGCUGCUGAUCGUCGAGGCGACGCUGUCCGACGCCAUCCUGCCCUGCAACCUCAAGCACCGCCACGUCAGCGACAUGACCAUGAUGAUGGUUUUCGGGUCCGCCAAGGAGCGGGAUGAGCGGCAGUUUGGUGCGCUGCUGGCGGCGGCGGGCUGGCGGCUGCGGCGGGUGGUGCCCACAACGGGGCUGUAUGUUGUUAUUGAGGCGCUGCCGGCGCCUUGA